AUGGGUGACUUGCAGAAGACCAAGGAUGACAUCAAAGCGGGGAGGACUCCGAUGAGGGGGGUCAACCUCGGCGGGUGGCUUGUGGCUGAACACUGGAUGACUGCUAGUUCCCCAGCCUGGAACGGCGUCCCGACCGACUACGCCGACCGCGGCGAGUACAUCACGAUGAAGUACUUGGGCCAUUCUAAAGGCGACGGCCAGUUUGACCAGCACCGCAAAACCUUCAUCACCGAGGAGGAUUUUGCCGAGAUCGGGUCGUACGGUUUGAACACGGUUCGAAUUCCGAUCGGAUACUGGAUCACCGGAUUUGACCACAGCCCUGGCGGUGAUCCGGACGGCUACAAGAUGUGGGCUCCCGGCGCGAUUGGCUACCUCGACAAGGCCAUCAAGGAAUGGGGCCCGAAGCACAACGUUUUGGUCCUGAUUUCGAUCCAUGCUGCAAAGGGCAGCCAAAACGGCAAUGAUCACAGUUCGCCGGAAGAUCCGGGCCACUCCUACUGGUCAAAGUACCCGGAGAACGUCAACAACACGCUCGACUUGGUUCAAUGGCUGGCCGCUCGCUACAAGAAUGAUCUCGGAUUUUUGGGCAUCGGUCUCCUCAACGAGCCGGUCGAUCAAGAUGAGGCCGUCCUGAAGCAGUACUACUACGAUGCGUACGGCAGGAUCCGCAAGGACGUCGGCUCGGAUUGUCUGCUGUCCAUCUCGCCCAUGCUUUCUGAGCAGCAGCCAGGCCAGGGUGGCUGGGACAGCUUCAUGACGUCGGGCUUCACCAACGUGCGCCACGAGUGGCACAAGUAUCUGGUCUGGGGCUUUGACGGAUGGGAUCCGGAGAAGAUCAUCGACUUCACGAAGAAUACGCUGGUGAACGACUUUACGGGGUGGCACGGAAAUCCGCUGUUCGUCGGAGAGUGGUCGUUGGCUGCGGCCAGUGGGAUGAACGAUGAUCAGAUGCGCCGAUUCUCGCAGGCCGAGCUCGCCACCUUCGGCCAAACUCACGCCAAGGGCGGCUGGACGUUCUGGGCGUGGAAGCAGUACGGUGAUACCGGAGCCGGAAAGAACGGCUGGAGCGCCAAGCAAAUGUUCCACGCCGGAUUUUUGCCCAAGCAA
Molecule: messenger RNA, 1107 nt
Organism: Mesorhabditis spiculigera
Lineage: Eukaryota; Metazoa; Nematoda; Chromadorea; Rhabditida; Rhabditidae
Source: the annotation of a GenBank genome assembly